AUUAUUUUAAAUGCAGAAAUAUAUGAAACAAGCUUGAUAGUUGAUCGUACCUAAAUAUAAAAUAAGUUAUAGGGAUCAGAGUUCAGCCAUCAGUGGAGGUAAAGCCGCUGAAUCGAGCGGUUGUGUAGUGUCGAUUUAAAUCUUGGGAGUUCAGUGUCAAAUUCAAGAUGCUGUUACCACUUCUAUCUGUUUUGGCGGUGACGAUGGCUUACCCCCCGACCACCGUGGACCCCUCGGUCCUGGUGGACGUCUUUGGAACCCCACCACCCACAGUCAGGCCCACGAACCUACCACCCAGGCUUGAAGACAUAACAGUGAAGCCGACGGAGAGCGGUUUUAUAAACACAAACAGCAAUGGCGAGCCGUGCCAAUGUCUACCUUACUACCUGUGUGAUAGUGACCUGAAUGAUGUGCACAGCACCAACGCCAGUGUCACAGGAUACGAACUCCUGGACGUGAGAUUCGGCGUGAACGAUGACUGCCAGGAGAGUGUGGAGAGAUGCUGCAAGAAAUCCAAGCCUUACGUGGAGCCGACGACCCCCGCACCCCCGACGGAGAGGGGCUGCGGGUACCGGAACCCCCACGGUAUCGGCUUCACAAUAACCGGCGGGAAUGGUGACGAGGCCCAGUUCGGCGAGUUCCCGUGGGUGGUGGCCUUGCUGGACGCCGCUAACGGCAGCUACGUGGGGGUCGGGGUGCUCGUCCACCCCCUCGCGGUGAUGACGGGGGCGCACGUGGUGUACAAAUACCCGGCCGGCGGGCUGAUAGCUCGGGCCGGUGAGUGGGAUACGCAGACCACGAAAGAGCCCCUCAAGUCGCAGGAGCGAGUCGUGGAAGACAUUGUUAUAAAGGAAGGUUUCAACCCUAAGACUCUCCAUAACGACAUGGCCCUCCUCCGGCUCCAGCGACCCCUGGAGCUGGCGGCUCACAUCAACGUCAUCUGUCUCCCGGAACAAGACGAAUCCUUUGAGCAGAGCCGGCACUGUGUGGCCAACGGUUGGGGGAAAAACGUCUUCGGUGGCAGAGGACGGUACGCUGUGAUCCUGAAGCGCGUGGAGGUGGACAUGGUGCCCUUCGACCAGUGCGCCAACCAGCUGAAGAGGACCCGCCUAGGGAGCCGCUUCCAGCUGCACAGGAGCUUCGUCUGCGCUGGUGGGGAAGAAGGAAGAGAUACCUGUCAGGGCGACGGCGGCGCGCCCCUCGCUUGUCCGUUCGGUGAGAAUCGGUACAAGCUGAGCGGUCUCGUCGCGUGGGGUAUAGGGUGCGGGGAGAAGGACGUACCAGCGGCGUAUGUCAGGGUGUCCAUGUUCAGGAGGUGGACGGACGACGUCAUGCUGUCCUGGGGCCUCAACACCGACGGGUACACGGCAUACUGACCCCUGACCUGACCAGGGGUCGGGGGUGACGUCACAGGAUAUCAUGAGAUCAGUCCAAUGUAUAUAAGAGAUGAAAAUAUAUACUUUAUUGAAUAUCACAA
Molecule: messenger RNA, 1477 nt
Organism: Danaus plexippus (monarch butterfly)
Lineage: Eukaryota; Metazoa; Arthropoda; Insecta; Lepidoptera; Nymphalidae
Product: phenoloxidase-activating factor 2-like
Exons: 9
Coding region: 168-1376 (402 amino acids)
Biological process (GO): proteolysis
Molecular function (GO): serine-type endopeptidase activity
Source: RefSeq, a predicted model, not a curated record